Rubroshorea leprosula is the source of this 1845-nucleotide messenger RNA. NCBI's taxonomy places the organism in Eukaryota, Viridiplantae, Streptophyta, Magnoliopsida, Malvales, Dipterocarpaceae. The record is from the annotation of a GenBank genome assembly.
AAGAUGAAAAUUCAGUCAUUACAAUAACAAAGAACCAAAGACCUAAAACUAACUGCAAUCAAAAGAUAUUUCCACAAACUUUUGAGAGCUGCAUUGUGUCUUUGGUACAUUAUUUUAAGGAAAUAUGAACAAUCUAAAAAUUUUAGACCUUGGUGGUAACCAUUUCACUGGUUCUAUUCCUUCCACUCUACUACAUCUAACCAAUUUGGACAUCUUGAAUCUUGAUUCAAAUCUUUUAGAAGGUUCAAUACCCAUAGAGAUAGGGCAUUUAAAACUUUUGCGAUAUUUGGAUCUUUCCCAAAACAGAUUGUCUGGACCCAUCCCAACGCAACUUGCGAAUUGCUCCAUUUUAAGUGAGGUGUCAUUGAGCCACAAUUUCAUUAGUGGAGAGAUACCUUCACAACUGGGGGAUUUACUAUGGUUGAGAACCUUGAAUCUUAGUUACAAUGAUCUCUCAGGCCAAAUCCCAAAUAACUUGCGUUAUUUUCCAAAUAGCUCUUUCAUAGGCAACAAGGGAUUAGAGCAUCAUCUUACUUACCCAAGCAACAAAGUGCAGAGAUAUGUUAAAAUUAUUCUUCCUAUCACCAUUUUUCUUGCCAUGGUAUCUCUAGCACUGUUGUUGCUUUUUCAAAGAAUAAAUGGAUCUCAAAGCAAGGCAGCAUAUUCAAGUCCAACAAAAAAUGGAGAUAUAUUCUCAAUAUGGAACUUUGAUGGGAAGAUUGCAUAUGAAGACAUCAUUGCAGCAACUGAAGACUUCGACAUUAGGUAUUGCAUUGGUACCGGUGGUUAUGGUAGUGUUUACAGAGCACAGCUACCAAAUGGAAAAGUAGUUGCCUUAAAGAAACUUCAUAAGAGGGAAGCAGAGGAGCCAGCUUUUGACAAGAGUUUCAGAAAUGAGGUUAAGAUGUUGACAGAAAUACGACAUAGGAACAUCGUCAAGCUUCAUGGGUUUUGUCUCCAUAGACGAUGCAUGUUUUUGAUCUAUGAAUACAUGGAAAGGGGAAGCUUGUUCUGUGUCCUUAGAGAUGAUGCUGAAGCUAUGGAAUUGGAUUGGAUCAAAAGGCUGAAUAUCAUAAAAAACACAGCAUAUGCCUUGUGUUACCUUCACCACGACUGCAUCCCACCUAUCCUUCAUCGGGACAUAUCAACAAACAACAUUUUGCUGAACUCAGAGUUGGAGGCUUUUGUUUCUGACUUUGGAAAUGCUAGGCUUUUGGAUCCUGAUUCAUCUAAUCAUACUAUACUUGCAGGCACCUAUGGUUAUAUUGCCCCAGAACUUGCUUAUACAAUUGUUGUGACUGAGAAAUGUGAUGUUUAUAGCUUUGGGGUUGUAGCAUUGGAAGUGCUAAUGGGAAGGCAUCCUGGAGAACUGCUGACAUUGUUAUCAAAACCAUAUUCUUUGCAAAAUGUGAUGCUAAGUGAUGUAUUAGACACACGUCUAUCACCUCCAAGAAGCAGAACUGUUACCCAAAGCAUUGUUGUUGCUGUUAUGCUUGCAUUGGCUUGCUUGCAUGCAAAACCCAAGUCCAGACCAACAAUGAAAUAUGUGUCUCAACAAUUUGUUGCCCGCCAAAGGCAACUUUUGAAACCUUUUCCAACUAUUUCUCUAUUGGAACUUGUAAGUACUGAUUUGGGGAUGGAAAAUGGAAGAGAACCUCAACCAGAAGUUGUAUUGGAACUUGCAAAACUAAAUACUGAUUUGGGGAUGGAAAAUGAAGGAGAACCUCAUUCAGAAGUUUCAUGUCAUCCAGACAUGUUCGAUGGUUCUUCCUCAAAUUAGAUCCAAUUGAAUUUCCUUGUCCUUCUUUUUGGUUUUUUUUUUUAAAAUAAAUAUGGUUGUCUAUU